AUGCUCGAGUGGAUCCUAGGCGCGACUCUUGUGCUCUUACUUCUGAGCCUUUGGCGCUUCAGACGUGCCGUCUCGAUGGUGUCCAAUUUUCCAGGACUCCGACUGUUCGUCUCCCCCAUGUCCCCGCCUGGCUUGCUCUUGCCCGCAUUACCCUUUCCCCUGUUCACGUACCCGGGCUUCUCCUUUCCUUGGGAACUCAAACACGCGGGGCUAUUUGCCAAGUUUAAAUGCGACACCGUGUCUCUCUGCGCCGGCGAUGGACGUGCAAUGCUCUUCACAGCAGACGUGCCAUUUAUCCAGAGAAUGUCCGCAUUUACCUCGCGCGAGGUGUUCCCCAAGCCAGUGGACGAGUACAAGGUCCUGAGUUAUCUCGGCAGCAACCUCGUGAUUUGCGAAGGUGAAUCAUGGCGUCGGCAGCGCCGAAUUGGUGCACCCGCGUUUUCCAAGGGCAUGUUUGAGCGUCUUUGGCUUGAUAUGCGGGAUAUCGUUCGCGAGAUGGUUGAACAAGAACGUUGGCAAGAGCGGACGGAACCGACCCACCCUCCCUCCACCCUCACCUAUAACGGGUACACGCCUCAGCCCGGUGAAGUGUUGGUCCCACAUGUCGUGGAUCUCACUCUUCGUAUGGCACUUGCGGCUAUCGCACGUGCUGGAUUCGGCAUGGACUUUGAAUGGGAGGCCGAGGAGAGCUUCACAAAGGUCUGCCAAGAAUUUGGUAAUCCCCAAAGACCCCAUUGGUGGUUGACGAUCCUCGGCUGGGUGUAUAAUUUUACGGACCCGCUCGUCGCGCCGGUGUAUCAUCUUUUCGACCAACUCUCCCGCGCUAUCCCAUCAGCUUUGAUUGCUACGGUGGCGUAUGUUUGGACGACAUGGCCUCUCCUUCCCGUUCGAAUCUCCUGGGCUGUGGCGGCCUAUUGGGUCGCUGAAUUCCUAACGAUGUUUGCUCGACCCACCGAGGCGGAUUGGAAUCCUCGCAAGAUUAAAGUUCACGAGGCACUUCACCUUGUCGCAAAGGACUCGACGUUGCGCAUUGCCAUUCCUCCGUGGAUGAUGAAUUUACCUAUUCGGCGCAUGCGUCGUAUGAAACUGGCAUUUGGAACACUCGAGGCGGAGCUCAAGCGCCUUACGGACGAGCGCAAGAUGUACCACCUUCGUCAAUCGCUCGAUCAUGAACAACUCGUCAAGGGCCCGCUUCGCGUCAAGGCGGCGAUGAUGGACGAAGGCGAUCUCGAAAAGGGCCAAGUGGGCAACUUGGUCUCCAGCUCGAUUCAAAAGGGGCUCACCGAUGACGAGAUUAUUGGAAACACGUACAUUUACUUCCUUGCUGGACACGAGACGACAGCGCACAGUCUUGCAUGGACAUUGGCGCUGUUAGCUGCAUACCCAGAGUACCAAGAGGAGGCCAUUCGCGAAAUCUAUAGUGUGUGGCCAUCGACUGCAGAGACGUUUGAACCGUUCUAUGAAAACACGACAAUGGACGACUAUGCCAAGUUCCCGUACAUCCUUGCAUGCUACGCCGAGACGUUGCGUCUCUUCCCUCCGGUUCAGAUGAUACCAAAGGUCGCGGCGCAGGAUACAUGCAUCAGUGUCGAAACGAGCAACGAGGUCAACUCAAACGCCGAAAAGGAGACGGACCCACUGGUUGGUCGGAAUGGACAGACCGAGUUUGUGAUCAAGAAAGACACAAUCGUGAUGAUUGACGCCCCUGGUGUUCACUACAAUCCCCGCUAUUGGGAGAAUCCGGAGAAGUUUGACCCAGGACGUUUCAUGCGUGCGUAUAACAAGGAUGCAUUCAUACCAUUCGGCGUCGGUCAUCGUGCAUGCUUGGGACGAAAGUUUUCCGAGGUCGAAUCCGUCGCGAUGCUCAUCCAUCUUUUGCGCAAUUACUCUGUUCACCUCGUCCCGAACCGUCCAGACGGGACCGUCGACGUCGACGUGGCGAGACAAAAGUUUUCAAAGGCCAGCGUGCGCAUCACCCUCACGCCCGCAGAGGUUCCCCUCAUCUUCCGUCGCCGCUCGCAUCCAUCUCCUUGA
Molecule: messenger RNA, 2034 nt
Organism: Serendipita indica DSM 11827
Lineage: Eukaryota; Fungi; Basidiomycota; Agaricomycetes; Sebacinales; Serendipitaceae
Source: the annotation of a GenBank genome assembly